Messenger RNA from Perkinsus marinus ATCC 50983, 867 nucleotides. RefSeq names its product dual specificity protein phosphatase, putative. Lineage: Eukaryota; Perkinsozoa; Perkinsida; Perkinsidae. Gene Ontology annotation, molecular function: protein tyrosine phosphatase activity. The transcript has 2 exons. Bases 1 to 867 code for a protein of 288 amino acids. The record is from RefSeq and is a predicted model, not a curated record. Gene Ontology annotation, biological process: regulation of exit from mitosis; positive regulation of cytokinesis; microtubule cytoskeleton organization.
AUGUUUUUCCAUAAGCUCUCUCCAGCAGAGGCAUUGGACCGUCUUGAGAGUGGAUACCCAAGCGUGAUGCCUUUCAGAGAUGCCUCGAUAGGAGACUGUCCUUAUCCCUGCACUAUUCUCGACUGCCUCUGCGGUCUACAGUACGCUUACCUGCUGGGUUGGUACGAUCCAUGCAGAUUUGAUAUCAAUGAGUACAACUACUAUGCCAGUCUCCAGAACGGCGAUCUAAACUGGAUAAUACCACGAAAAAUAUUGGCUUUUUCGAGCCCUCAAAACGAACGAAGGGAUAAUCGUGGUUUCCCGGCCCACAUACCGGAGGAUUUCCACGCCGUAUUCAAGUCUAUGGGUGUUGAACUCAUCGUCAGAUUGAACGAUAAAUUGUAUGAUCGGAAUCGCUUCACUUCGGCAGGAUUCGCCCACAUGGACCUCUACUUCCCCGACGGGACUUGCCCAUCACCAUCCAUAAUGAGUCACUUCUUCAAUGCUGUCGAGUCUAUUCCAUCUGGAGUAAUAGCUGUGCAUUGUAAAGCGGGCCUGGGCCGUACUGGCUGCCUCAUUGGUCUCUAUGCUAUGAAGCGAUAUGGUUUUCGAGCUCGAGCAUGGAUCGGUUGGAACAGAAUCUGUCGCCCAGGAUCGAUUCUGGGCCAUCAGCAACAGUUCUUAUGUGAUGUCGAGCAUGCAAUGCGAACUCCGCAGCUCAACAAGGCGCCGACGUUAUUGACCACGAUCGACCCUGAUAGAUACGGGGUGGAUAUAGGUCAAGGCGAGAGGCUUAUGGCUGCUAAGCAGAAGACGGAAAUGACGAGGCUCGGUGCUAACAAGAACAGCAUCAGUGCAAUGCUGCGGCUGAGUGCUGGCUCAUACUAG